Arabidopsis arenosa is the source of this 391-nucleotide messenger RNA. The record is from the annotation of a GenBank genome assembly. Lineage: Eukaryota; Viridiplantae; Streptophyta; Magnoliopsida; Brassicales; Brassicaceae.
AAACAAAACACGAAAAACUCGUAAAUAAAUAGUUUACAAGCUUAGGAAAAUUUACGAGCUACCUCUAGUUUUUUUAAUAAAACAAAAAAAAAGAAGAGCAAAACAGUUUGUCGGAGAUUAGAUGGCGAAAAUAUCGGUGGCUGUGCUGUUGUCCGUAAUGCUACUUGUCUCGAUGAACUCGGUGGAUAUCUUGGCCGAGGAACAACCGACGGUUGGGCAGAGGAUAGACUCCGCCGUGACGGGUGUCACCAAUGCAUUCAAUGAACACGGCGGCCCACAAGCCGUUGACACCGUAUCAUCCACCGUCAAAUCCGUUUACGGAUGGUUCAGUGAAAAAGCCAAGGAAUGGGGAAUCCACUUCUAAAAGGAGGAAUAAGCAAAGUUCUUUUAA